UAAUUAUGUCAUUUUAGACUUGGAUGUCAUGUAAACGCAUCCUAUUGUUGUAUUUAUUUAUUGUUGAAAUAAGAGAAUUGCUGAAUAACUAUUUAUGAUAAUUAUUUAAAAUCGCGAUGGUUGCUGAAUUUAAAUGAACUUGAGGCUUAUAAACGAUAAGUUAUUAAGUUUUUAUUUUAUAAUUUGCCCAUUAUGGAUCUUCAAACAUCUCAUUUGGCCGCGGCGUUGAUGUCGGGUCCAUCGUUACCUGUGUAUAAUAACACGUCGGCUGAGGCUACAGCGACUGUUACUGCCCCACCUAAUAAUCCGAAUGAAGAAGUUAAAAAUGAGAAACCCAAUGAACCACCGAAAGACCCGCCAGAAGAAGAUAAAGAAGAAUUAGCAAGUGGAGAGGAGUACUCUGAUGAAGAAAUGGAAGCACAAUCAGGCAGUAAGUCGAUGCCAGGUAGAGGAGUUACUUUACAAAUGCUGCUAGAAGAGAAAAUGCUUGAGCCAGGCACUGCAGCUAUGACAAUAGAAUAUCUAGGACAAAAAUUUGUUGGAGAUUUGCAGCCUGAUGGUAAGAUAAAGUCUCAUGAGACUGAAACCAUAUUUUGUUCACCAUCAGCUUGGGCAAUACACUGCAAGCGCAUUAUAAACCCAGACAAGAGGUCUGGCUGUGGCUGGGCAUCUGUCAAAUAUAGAGGGAAGAAACUAGAUACAAUUAAAGCCACAUAUUUACGCAAGAAACAGCUGCAAAGAGAGAAUAUGCACACUGAUGAGGAAGUAGAAAUGGAAGUGGAGAACCCUCCUGAGCCCCCGCCACAGAGGGUAGUAAUGAAACACAACACUGUGCCAAAUAGAAUGAUGCAACAUGAUGCCAACAUGUUAAUAGAAGCAGUAUCAUUUUCAUCAGCCGGGAAGGUGCAGCCUUUCCUGGUGUCAGUCAGUUCCAAUGCCAGCCUUGUGCUAGACAUCCACUGUCAUUUGAAGAAGGAAGAGGUCUAUGGAUACUUAGCUGGCACUUGGGAUUUGAAUAGUCAUAAUGUCAUGAUAACACACACAUUCCCUUGUCUGAUUAGUAAGAACGACAACCGACCUCGAGUUCUAGUCGAGCUGGAGAUUCAAAUGGAAAUAGAGAAGUUGGGUCUGACAUUAUUGGGAUGGUACCACUCUCACCCAACCAACCCUGCGAUGCCAAGUUUGAGGGAUUGUGACAACCAACUAGAAUAUCAAAUCAAAAUGCGAGGACCUAGUGAAAUAUCGUACAUUCCGUGCAUUGGAGUCAUUUGUUCUCCAUACAACCCCGAAAGCCCGGUUUUGGAAUCGUCACUGACGUUCUUCUGGGUGAUGCCUCCACCAGAACAAAGGCCCACCGAGUACCCGCGGCCUCUCCUCCUUCAAUACAACAUGGUGCAUGACAGCCAUCUAUCACCACACGCCAUGGAACAAAUUAGGAAGAGUAUCAAGUACUAUUUUUCAUUCUCUGAUGACACAUUUGUUAAUUUUAAAGACAAUUUUAAACCUGAUAUCACAUACUUGGACAAAUUGAAAUGCACUUUAACUGCUAAGUUUCCUAGAGAACAAAGUGAUGGUCUGUUGUGGCAUUUCAUACGCGACGAGUUAGGUUGUUCUUCCGAAAAUGAUGAUAAAAUGGACCUUGAUGCGUUAUUGGCGGUUCCUCAACCUAUACCGGUGUCCAAGCCAAGUCAGAUUACAUCUGUCCCCAAUUUCCCGUCUGUGAGUACGUUACAGCAGAUGGUGAGCCGACCAGCGGGGGUUCCUCCUAUAAAUGUGUCUUCGUCAAUAGGUUCAGGUUCUCCCCACAAGUUCGAAACGCCCCAACUGAACAUUCCAGUACUACCAACAUCUUCUAAAUCAUCCUCAAAGUCCGCGACGCCGACACUCCCGUCACCAUAUCCUACAGGAUUGGAUAUGUUAACGAGCAUGGCUUUAGGAUUAGGUUCUCCCAACAUGCCUCUACCUAUGGGUGCAUCUAGUCUGGAGAGUUUAGCUGCUGCUAACAGCAUGCUGACUGGUCUCACCCCUGGCAUGUCCUCGAGUCUAGCAGCUAGUUUGUCGGGUAGCAAACUUCCAGAUCCACCAUCCUACGCUGCAUCUUUGCAGAAUUUAACCAGCAGUAUCGGGAGUUAUGACAAAACACCGAGCAGCACAUCGACGAGCACCACCGCUACAGGCACUAUCCCCGCUAGUCUUGCUUCCAAUCUCAUGAUGAGUUCUGCCGAUAUUGCGAAUGCGUUAUUCUCGGCCAGCAAAUACUCCAGCGCUGGAAUUCUGGGGAUUCCAGAUCCAAUGUCAAAAUCGACGUUAGCUGCAAAUAAUAUGUUUUUAUCACCAUCGUUGAUGAAAAUGCAGGAAUCUCUUCUGAAACCACUUUCGACGAGUAGUCCGAUAUCCACAAAGGCUGGUUUGGAUCAAAGCAUGUUGAUGAAAUCACCCCACGAUUUAUUGAAAGGUAAUAAAGAUUACUUGCCUCCUGAUUUUGGAAGUAUUGGAAAAGGUAAAUCGGAUUCAUUAGAAGGUAUGAAGUUGAACGAAACUGCAACUUCUUCGAAAAUGGAAACGGCUAAAUCUGAUAGUAUGGACGCUCAGGCCACUGACUUUAGUAUGCCUUCACGGGUCGGUGGGGAGUCGUUUUUGAAUCAAAUGUUAGAAUUAACAAAAAAGACCACCAUGCCGGAUUAUUUAUCGGAUUACAACCAACCCCUAAAGUUAACAAAGCCAGAAGAUUUAUCCACUUCUGUGCCAUCUAGUCAUCACCCCUAUAUGGGUUCUUCAAGUAUCGUAGAUACUAUAGCGCAGGUCGCCAUGGGAAACUUUGCAAAACAUGACGAACCCAAGGACUAUGCUAAAGAGACGGAUUACAGUACCAAUAAGGUCAGUAGUAAUGAAAACGAAAAUCUAUAAACUUCUACAUAUUCAACUUAUUGCAGAUUAUAGUGUAGCUAAUAAAUAAGCCAAAUUUAACCGUGACAAGAUUGUCUCUAUUAAUUGCGAAUGUACCGACUAGUUCACUCGAUAACAGCUAAAUAUUUUCUAAAUCUCAAAAUGUAUCUCUAUAGAUCUCUCUGUGAAUUUUAACAAAUGUGUAUUACUUUAACAGCAACAGUGUCUGUAUACAUUCAGGUUAGUUCUCAAAAGUGUUUUUGCAUCCAUUUUGAGUCUGAUAGUAACUUAAGAAGCAUUAUAUUUUUUGUGAUGUAAACAUAAUUCGUUCCAAACAAAGUGAAUCGCAGCAUAAUAACCCUGUUUUCCUGCCAUAGUUUAGAUCGGAUUAUAGCUAAUCGAUAAUCAGUCUUAAAGUAUUAUUUUGUAUAAUCUUUGCACUCGAAUUCGUGUCGUUUGUGUUAAGUAUAAAUGCUAGAGUGUAUUAAUAGAUUAGAUUCUCCAUAUAUUUAAUGUUUUGUACGUAUCAUAUACAAUAUUUAUUUUACAUUAAGAUUACGAUAAUAAACUCUUGAUUGUGACGUA
Molecule: messenger RNA, 3471 nt
Organism: Spodoptera frugiperda (fall armyworm)
Lineage: Eukaryota; Metazoa; Arthropoda; Insecta; Lepidoptera; Noctuidae
Product: MPN domain-containing protein CG4751
Exons: 7
Coding region: 193-2907 (904 amino acids)
Biological process (GO): double-strand break repair
Cellular component (GO): BRISC complex; BRCA1-A complex
Molecular function (GO): polyubiquitin modification-dependent protein binding; metallopeptidase activity
Source: RefSeq, a predicted model, not a curated record